AGAGAGAGAGAGAGAGAGAGAGAGAGAGAGAGAGAGAGAGAGGAAGAGGAGAGGAGGAGGGGGGAGAGAGGGAGAGGGAGAGAGAGAGAGAGGAGAGAGAGGAGGCGGCGAGGGAAGAGGGAGCGGGAGCGCGGAGCCUCGGGGCUGCUCCGAAGCCGGCGGAGCCUCUCGGACAGCGGCCGGGCGCGGGCCCCAGCAGCGCGCGUGGUUGGAGGAGACGCCGCGGCGGCCGCCGCCCGAGCUCGGCCUCGCGCGCCCCUUGCCGCCGGCUCGCCGGUGCGGCCCCGGGACGCCGCUGCCCGCUCGGCGGCCGGGAUGCAGCCCGGGCAUGGCCGCCGGGGCCCCGUCACCUGCCGCGGGGAGCGCUGAGCCCGUGGAGAGCCUGCCCUGAGAACCUAGUGCUCUUCCCAGCAACCUUGCUCCCCCCAGGCGAGUUCCCGGAAGAACCUGCGGGCCUCCCUGCCUCAGCAAAGCAGCCCUCGCCUCCCCGGCCAGCGUGAAGUCAGAACCACUGGAGGAAACCCUGCCGGCCUCCCAGCGAGCUGGUCUGCAGGCCCUUCGGUGGGAACCUGUCCCAGGAGCGGCCACUUCUGCAAACAGAGCGCCCAGAGUGCCUUGGGGAAGAUUGGCUGGAUAAAAGGGUAAUCAGGACGCCACGGCUCCGCCUGAAGCGAUGGCCCAGCCCUAUCCCCCUGCCCAGUACCCUCCUCCUCCGCAGAACGGCAUCCCCGCUGAGUACGCCCCGCCCCCGCCGCACCCCACGCAGGACUACUCGGGCCAGACCCCAGUGCCCCCAGAGCAUGGCAUGACCCUGUACACACCAGCACAGACCCACCCAGAGCAGCCGGGCACAGAGGCCAGCACACAGCCCAUCGCUGGGACCCAGACAGUGCCGACAGACGAGGCGGCACAGACCGACAGCCAGCCACUGCACCCCUCCGACCCCACAGAGAAGCAGCAACCCAAGAGGCUACAUGUCUCCAACAUCCCUUUCCGGUUCAGGGACCCCGACCUGCGGCAAAUGUUCGGGCAAUUCGGGAAAAUUCUAGACGUGGAGAUCAUUUUUAACGAGCGGGGCUCCAAGGGUUUUGGGUUUGUAACUUUUGAAACUAGCUCAGAUGCUGACCGAGCCCGGGAGAAGCUGAAUGGGACGAUCGUAGAGGGACGAAAAAUUGAGGUCAAUAAUGCCACAGCCAGAGUCAUGACUAACAAGAAGACUGGGAAUCCCUACACCAACGGCUGGAAGCUCAACCCGGUGGUAGGCGCAGUCUACGGACCUGAGUUCUAUGCAGUGACGGGCUUCCCCUACCCCACCACGGGCACAGCCGUUGCCUACCGGGGCGCGCACCUACGGGGCCGGGGCAGGGCCGUGUAUAACACGUUUCGGGCUGCGCCGCCUCCGCCCCCAAUCCCGACUUACGGAGCGGCACUGGAGCAAACGCUUGUUAAAAUGCCAGUCCCGUGGGCGGGGCUGGCACCGUGCCCCCUCCCUCCUCAGCAGACACCGGAGCCGGCCUACCCCACCUCUCCAGCGUUCCCACCACUCUCUUGUCCGUUUGCUUCCAGGGUCGUGUAUCAGGAUGGAUUUUAUGGUGCUGAGAUUUAUGGAGGCUACGCAGCCUACAGAUAUGCUCAGCCAGCAGCAGCAGCAGCCUACAGUGACAGUUACGGCAGAGUCUACGCAGCUGCUGACCCCUACCAUCACACCAUUGGCCCUGCAGCGACCUACAGCAUCGGAACCAUGGCUAGCCUCUGCCGAGGAGGGUACAGCCGCUUCACCCCCUACUAGCAAGAGACCCGCCCCUAACAGCAUUCACACUACUGCCUAUUCCAAACCAAACCCUACAGCCCACACACCAGGCACAGCCACCAGGAGGACAGUGCGCCCCUCCCGGUCAGCGACUGCGCCGCUGGCCCUCCGCGACUCUAAAGCCCAUAGAUUUUACCUCCAGCCAGCUGGGCUCCCCACCCCGCCCAUGACGGUGUGUGUGUCUUUGACCUGGUUUUCCGUAUGUCUGAACCUUGGUUCCUAUCUUGACUUUGUUGAUGUUGUGCUGCCCAAGCCACUGCAGGUACAGUAUGCACACGGCGGGGGCCAGGCUGGGGAGCACAGGCAGCCCCACCACUAGCAGUAGCACCCCCGGACUGCUCAGGCAGCCCCCCUCCACAGAGCUCCGGACACACCGGGUCAGGCCUCCCCGCAGCUGCCAAGCCAGCCCCCUGCACAGCCAGCCUCCCCCAGGAUCUCCCGGCUCCUGCCGCCUACACCCUCCCUGCCCCCACUCACUGAAGCUGAUGUUUCUAAUUAAAUUUCUAAUGAUGACAUCGUCACAGCACAUUGCUCCGUGUGCAGGCUACCUACACCACACCACACCCGGGACUCCUCAGUGCUGCCCUGAGGAAUGGAGAUGUAGAGUACUGUCCCCACCCCCAGGCCCAGGGCCGCCUUCCACUGAGCCCGGAGGCCUCCAGGCCUGGUGCCUGGGAUAGAGCAGGUCCCCUGCCCUGCUCCAUAGGUGGCGCUUUAGCGCUGCAGUGGGCCGGUCGGCUGGCUCUGAGUGUCUGUCCCUGAGCUGCGGCACCAUCCGCAGGCCCCCACGUGCUCUUGUAUCAGGGUCCAUCCAGAGGGGAGGUCCCACCAGAGGCAGGCAAGGAGCACAGUGGCCCCUCCACAGGCCUCCCGGCCACACCAGCUCACUAGGACUGUGUGCAUGGCUCUGUGGCCUGUAGGGACCCAUCUCGCCCCCUGCAGGGUGUCCUGGGGAUGCAGGCUGGGCCUGGGGUCAGGCAGAGAGAGUCUAGGGAGCUGGGUAGAGGUGGCCCAGACAGGAGAGGGCUGUGCCAGGCGUUGGCCCCAGGCCACAUGUCUGCACCUCCCAGGAGGGAGCAGCGCCUCCCUCUGGACAUGCCGGGCUGCAGGGCUGCCAGGAUGCGGGGCUCACCUGGCCCUCUCCGAGGGGCACCCUGCCCCACUCUCCUCCCACUCUGCCUUCCCACCCAGGUGCCCUUGCGCUGCCUCCGCCCGCUCCAUCACACCUGCUGUGGCCAGUGCCCUGCCUGGCAGCCAGGCCUGGCCUGGGCCUCCACGUCACAGCUCCCAGGCUGCGCCUCCCCUCCCACAGCCCUGUCCUGGUCCCCGCACACCCACCAGCAGCCCGCCCCACCCCAGGAGAAGCCUGCUUAGGUCUAGCGUGCAGGAGGGUGGGGGCCGGGCGGGUGCUGGGCCUCCAGCCUGGCUGCUCCUGAGAAACCCAAGUGCCGCC
Molecule: messenger RNA, 3263 nt
Organism: Sciurus carolinensis (gray squirrel)
Lineage: Eukaryota; Metazoa; Chordata; Mammalia; Rodentia; Sciuridae
Gene: Rbfox3
Product: RNA binding fox-1 homolog 3
Exons: 15
Coding region: 674-1789 (371 amino acids)
Biological process (GO): regulation of alternative mRNA splicing, via spliceosome; nervous system development
Cellular component (GO): cytoplasm; nucleus
Molecular function (GO): mRNA binding
Source: RefSeq, a predicted model, not a curated record